AUGUCAGGAAAAGGUCCGGCACAAAAGUCUCAGGCGGCGAAGAAGACCGCCGGGAAGUCUUUGGGACCACGCUACCGUCGCCGAAAGAGAACGGAGUCUUUUGCUCUCUACAUUUACAAGGUCCUCAAGCAGGUGCAUCCAGAGACUGGUGUGUCGAAGAAGAGUAUGAGCAUCAUGAACUCGUUCAUCAACGACAUUUUUGAUCGCUUGGCUGAUGAGGCAGUUCGUUUGAUCCGUUACAACAAGAAGAGAACUUUGUCUUCUCGGGAAAUCCAAACAGCUGUUCGCUUGCUGUUGCCCGGUGAGCUCAGCAAGCACGCCGUCUCGGAAGGCACGAAAGCAGUGACCAAGUAUACGACAUCUGGUGCAUAA
Molecule: messenger RNA, 372 nt
Organism: Neospora caninum
Lineage: Eukaryota; Apicomplexa; Conoidasida; Eucoccidiorida; Sarcocystidae
Product: histone H2B, related
Exons: 1
Coding region: 1-372 (123 amino acids)
Biological process (GO): nucleosome assembly
Cellular component (GO): nucleosome
Molecular function (GO): DNA binding; structural constituent of chromatin; protein heterodimerization activity
Source: RefSeq, a predicted model, not a curated record